Molecule: messenger RNA, 933 nt
Organism: Echinops telfairi (small Madagascar hedgehog)
Lineage: Eukaryota; Metazoa; Chordata; Mammalia; Afrosoricida; Tenrecidae
Gene: ANP32A
Product: acidic nuclear phosphoprotein 32 family member A
Exons: 7
Coding region: 129-914 (261 amino acids)
Biological process (GO): regulation of apoptotic process; nucleocytoplasmic transport
Cellular component (GO): nucleus; perinuclear region of cytoplasm
Molecular function (GO): histone binding
Source: RefSeq, a predicted model, not a curated record
GCUGGGGGCUCGAGAACCGAGCGGAGCUGGUUGAGCCUUCAAAGUCCUAAAACGCGCGGCCGUGGGUUCGGGGUUUAUUGAUUGAAUUCCGCCGGCGCGGGAGCCUCUGCAGAGAAAGCAAGCGAGAGAUGGAAAUGGACAAACGGAUUCAUUUAGAGCUGCGGAACAGGACGCCCUCUGAUGUGAAAGAGCUUGUCCUGGACAACUGUCGGUCGAUCGAAGGCAAAAUCGAAGGCCUCACAGAUGAAUUUGAAGAACUGGAGUUCUUAAGUACAAUCAACGUAGGCCUCAUCUCAGUCGCAAACUUACCAAAGCUAAACAAACUUAAGAAGCUCGAACUAAGUGAUAACAGAAUCUCAGGGGGCUUGGAAGUAUUGGCAGAAAAGUGUCCGAAUCUCACGCAUCUAAAUUUAAGCGGCAACAAAAUUAAAGACCUCAGCACAAUAGAGCCACUGAAGAAGUUAGAAAGCCUGAAGAGCUUAGACCUUUUCAACUGCGAGGUCACCAACCUGAACGACUACCGAGAAAACGUGUUCCAGCUGCUCCCGCAGCUCACGUACCUGGACGGCUACGACCGCGACGACAAGGAGGCCUCCGACUCGGACGCCGAGGGCUACGUGGAGGGCCUGGAUGACGACGACGACGAGGACGAGGACGAGGAUGUUCUUUUUCCCGGUUUGGAUUGUACAGAGGAAGAAUAUGACGAAGAUGCUCAGCUAGUGGAAGACGAGGAGGACGGGGAGGAGGAGGAGGAAGGCGAAGAGGAGGAUGUGAGUGGAGAGGAGGAGGAGGAUGAGGAAGGGUAUAAUGACGGGGAAGUCGAUGACGAUGAAGACGAAGAUGAUCUCAGCGAAGAAGAGAGGGGUCAGAAGCGGAAACGAGAGCCUGAAGAUGAGGGAGAGGAAGAUGACUAAGUGGAUAACCUAUUUUGGA